UCUACUCAUCCUACUCUGCUAUUCGCUCCUCUCUUUUACCUGCUUAUAAUACUUGUCGUUGACCUUGGUCAAUGUUCGGCGGUUUCUAAACUAAUGGCGCAGGCGUCAUCCCUCCAUUGACCACUCACUGCACAGAGAAGACAACUGCUCCGUUUGAUCGACGUCCGGGAUUUGUAGAUAAGACGUCAAUCAGUCCCGGAACGAUGGAUGAUUCAGCCUCAGCCCUGGAACGGUUUCGCCAGCAAUGGAAAGAAGAAGUUAAUGCGCGCGCAAGGAAACCACAGGGACAAUCAUCAAAGUCGAAACCAGAAAGGACCAGAAGAACGAGUGAAGCCAGACUUGAGAGACCGACUAACAAGCCGCCUACUCGCCACCUGGUAGCCGACAUCAAAGAUGAAUUAGAUCAUUAUAGUGAUGAAGAUCAGGCCGGCGAGAGCAGUUCAAUCCUGGCCCAGGGUGUCGAAGGACUCACCAUACACGACAACAUCGACGAUGAUGAAUUUACACGGAGACUUCCGCAAAAGGAGCCGACAAGUGCCCUUGAGCAUUUCGAACACGCCGUAGAAAGAGAGAGACAGGGCAAUCUUGGUGAUAGCCUGGCACAUUAUCGAAAAGCGUACAGACUCGACGCAAAGGUCGAUCAAUCAUACAGACAAAAACAUUUUCCACCGUCCAAGUCAAAGCCGACGACGAACCCAUCCAACGCGGCUGCCACCGUCCCUUCGACCGCCCACCACUCAUCGAAAGAACCCCUAGAAGAUCCUAUACCCACUGCUGAGCUCAUCGAUAGCUUCGCGCAUUGUCGGAUUCAAGGAGUACCGCCCGUCAUCGAGGGUGACCAUCCACCACCGUGCCCGAUCGAGAAGCUGCCGACCGAAGUGCUUUUAGAUUUGCUCCAACAUGUGGCCAUCUAUGAUCCGGCCGUGUUCUCUCGCCUGGCACUUGUCUGCAAGAAACUGGCGUACCACGUCUGGACCGACAACAGCAUCUGGAAACGGAUCGCCCUCGGCUCAGAGUUUGGUCUGGGCGGGCAACAGUAUCAUUUCAUGACCGACCUGCAAGGACGGGAACUCGUCUUCCGCGAAGUGGGCGAAGACUACGACGAGGAUCUACCUGCCGUCGGAGAAUCGUCUUUUCCCAAGGAAAUACUCUGGCGGGAUGUAUUUCACAAUCAUCCUCGUGUUCGUUUCACAGGCGUUUACAUAUCUACCGUCAAUUACACCCGACCUGGUGGUGCGUCGGCCACGGCGUAUACGUGGAACAACCCGAUUCACGUGGUCACAUAUUACCGCUACCUCCGUUUCUUCCGAGACGGCACUUGCAUGUCGCUUCUCACUGUCGAAGAGCCGAUCGAUGUUGUUCAUCAUCUGACGCCAGAAAAUUUAGCCUACGUUCGUUCCAAUAAGAAAGACGUUGCAAGCUCCUUGAAGAUCACCCCAGCGUCCGGGAAGUCAGCCUCGGGGAAAACUGCGACGUCGACUUCUACCGCAUCAGCAGCAGCAGGCAGCUCGGGUAAUGUUGCGCCUCCACCAGCUGCCCAGCAGAUCAUGAAGCAUGUUCUGAGAGGUCGAUGGCGACUAUGCCAUCCUAGUCUUGACAACUCAGCGGCGGAGGUAACACAAGAAGGUAUAGGACCGUCCGACGUCUCGACCUUGGCUCCUGGCGACUUGCAGAUCGAGACCGAGGGGGCCGGUCCCCGGUACAGGUAUACCAUGCAUCUGAGCUUGAAGUCGGCCGGAAGGUCCAAGCAUAUGACCAGGAAUAAUAAACUUAACUGGAAAGGCUUCUGGAGUUAUAAUCUUUUGACGGAUGACUGGAGCGAGUUUAGCUUGAGGCACGACAAGCCCUUUUACUUUUCUCGCGUCAAAGCGUACGGGUUGGGGUAUUGAGCUUUGGAGCCAUCCCAGACAGUCUGAGCAUCAGCAGUAAAAGAUCAUGUCGGUACCGCUGGCUGUCCUAUAUUGUUGUGGCUGUGAGUGGGGCGAGGGAAACGCCCUCAGCACGUGGUGUGUCCAAGCAUACUGCUUCUAGGUGUCGGACAGGCCCAUUAGAGAAACCAUCAGAUGUGGAUUUUUUGAAUCCAUGCACUCAUCCUUGCUUCUCUGCACAUUUCUCAUGCUUCAAGCCCCCUGGUUACUCUGCCUCCAUAUCCUCACGAUCUCCAGCAUUUCCCAUCCAGCAGUCUUGCCGCUUGUGCCUACGGUCUCGGCGCACCAUUUCCACUCCUCGGUUCCUUCCCAAGUUGCAAUCCAGGCCUUGACUUGUUCAGGUUUGUUGCCCCGACAGAACAAAAUGUAAGCCACUCCUCGACUGCUCAGAACCUCGGGGAUUUGCGCGAGCAUGCGGUUCGUGACUUCCAUUCCGUCUGCACCACCGGCGUAAGAGAGCGAGAGCAGAUGCGAAGAUUCUUCGAAGGAUAUCUUUCCAUCUGCGCUCGACGUGCCGGGGAAGGUGGGGACGGAGUCCGUAGGCACGUACGGCGGGUUGAAAACUAGUAUGUCGACUUCGCUCGGUCGAAGUGCGGUGGUGAGGUCGCCGCUCACGGAUGACAUGUAAAUGCUGUUGCUGUUGCUAGUUCCAUUGCUUCCUUUCGGCUCGGCCAGGGCCUUUUCGGCCGUCAUUCUCGUAGCCUGACACGCGUACGUGUUGACGUCGAUCCCGAGACUCAGGAUGUCCCUGCCGAAAAUCGUGCAGGCGUGCGUGGUCAGGAAGGCGAUUAUCACGCCUGAGCCUGGACCGAGCUCGACGAGAAAGGGCGCCGGGGAUAAGGAACUACUGGUCAUGCUGGGAUCUGAACUUGUGGCGAAGCGUGCAUGAAGCCAUUCUGUUUCGGAGGGGGAGGAGAGUGUGUCGAGAAACAAAUACGAAUCUUCAGCGGGUUCGUAGAUUGUGUCGUAGGAGACGUGCGAGGUUGAGGGCGUUGGGAGCAUGAUGUGUGCUACGUAUGGCAGUAGAUAAGACUCAGGUAAUCCCUUGCCGGUGUGAGUGAAGAUAGCAAUUGCAAC
Messenger RNA from Exophiala oligosperma, 3005 nucleotides. RefSeq lists its product as uncharacterized. The transcript has a single exon. Gene Ontology annotation, cellular component: SCF ubiquitin ligase complex. Gene Ontology annotation, molecular function: protein binding. Gene Ontology annotation, biological process: SCF-dependent proteasomal ubiquitin-dependent protein catabolic process. Lineage: Eukaryota; Fungi; Ascomycota; Eurotiomycetes; Chaetothyriales; Herpotrichiellaceae. The coding region runs from base 204 to 1889 and encodes 561 amino acids. The record is from RefSeq and is a predicted model, not a curated record.